GGAGGUGACCGGAGCGGCGGGAGAGCGGCCGCCCCGGGUCCUGCCCGUGCCCCGCUCCCGGGCCCGGCUGCACUCAGGGGCUUUUCCUCCCCAGGGGACGAUGGCAGAGAAGAUCCUGGUGACCGGCGGCGCCGGCUACAUCGGCAGCCACUGCGUGCUGGAGCUGCUGGAGGCUGGCUACGUCCCCGUGGUCAUAGACAACUUCCACAACACCAUCCGAGGGCCAGACGCGCUCCCCGAGAGCCUGCGGCGCGUGCAGCAGCUGGUGCAGCAGCCCGUCCUCUUCCGGGAGAUGGACAUCACGGACGGGGCAGCGCUGCACGAGCUCUUCACCCAGCACCGCUUCUCAGCCGUGAUGCACUUUGCGGGGCUGAAGGCCGUGGGGGAGUCUGUGCAGAAGCCCCUGGACUACUACAGGGUGAACCUCACCGGGACCAUCCAGCUGCUGGAGACCAUGAAAGCCCACGGCGUGAAGAACAUCGUGUUCAGCAGCUCUGCCACCGUCUAUGGAGACCCCAAGUACCUGCCCCUGGAUGAGAACCACCCGGCUGGAGGCUGCACCAACCCCUACGGCAAGUCCAAGUACUUCAUCGAGGAGAUGAUUCGGGAUCUCUGCAAAGCAGAGAGGGACUGGAACGCUGUUCUGCUGCGCUACUUCAACCCCAUCGGUGCCCACGAGUCGGGGAUGAUCGGGGAGGACCCUCAGGGCGUCCCGAACAACCUCAUGCCCUACGUGGCACAGGUGGCGGUGGGACGCCGCGAGUUCCUGAGUGUGUUCGGGAACGACUACAAGACAGACGAUGGAACGGGUGUCAGGGAUUACAUCCACAUCGUGGAUUUGGCCAAGGGCCAUGUCGCUGCUCUGAAGAAGCUCAAGGAGAACUGUGGCUGCAAGAUCUACAACCUGGGCACAGGCACCGGCUACUCCGUGCUGCAGAUGGUCCAGGCCAUGGAGAAAGCCUCGGGGCGGGAGAUCAGGUACAAGGUGGUGGCCCGGCGGGCCGGGGACGUGGCUGCCUGCUACGCGGACCCGGCGCUGGCCGAGCGGGAGCUGGGCUGGAAGGCAACCCGGGGCCUGGACCAGAUGUGUGAGGAUCUGUGGCGGUGGCAGCUGAAGAACCCCUCGGGCUUCAGCAAAAACUGAGCCCUCCUGGCUGCCCCCCCCAGGCUGUGAGCACCCCAGGGGCAGUGCUGGCGGGCAGGAGCACCCUCCUCAUCCCCUCAGGUCCUUUGCAUCUCAGAGAGCAGAACCACAAGGAAGAACAGAGCCAGGGCUGUGGCACCCAGGGCAGGGAAGCGCCCAGGGGCAGGCACAGGGGCAGGAGCAGGUCCUGGAGCUGCUCUGGGGCCCUCCCUGAGCCCUGGGAUGGGAGCACAAGCGCUGAGGAAACGGGGCCAGGGAGCAGGGGAGGCUCCGUGGUCUCAGGGGAGGUCGGGGACCCCCUACCUGGGGCACAGAGGGGGCUGCUGAGCACCUACCUCACGGCCUCUGGCCCCAGGAGCCCCCUCUCCCCCAGAGACCAGCACAGCCCCGGGGUGAAGGCCUGGAUGGCUGCCAAGGGCUUUCCCCACCUCCCCACAACCCUUUUCCCCUCUCCAACAUGAUUUUGGGGACUAAAUCUCUCCCCCCUGCUCCUGCCCGUGUGGUGCCCCCCAGAGCCCCUGCCUGCCAGCACUGGGGUCGGCUCCCACAGGGCCAGAGGCUGUGCCAGGCCGUGGCUGUGGGGCUGCUGCCCCAGCUCUGCCCUGGCAGCUCGGGCAGCGGAGCCACAGCUGCAUCGGUAACUUCAUGUGAACUGAGCUUGUGAGCUCUGUCUGAAAUAAACUUUCCUCCCUUCUCACUGGCAGCUUCUGUGCUGCUGCCCCACAGCAC
Molecule: messenger RNA, 1873 nt
Organism: Colius striatus (speckled mousebird)
Lineage: Eukaryota; Metazoa; Chordata; Aves; Coliiformes; Coliidae
Gene: GALE
Product: UDP-galactose-4-epimerase
Exons: 11
Coding region: 101-1144 (347 amino acids)
Biological process (GO): beta-D-galactose catabolic process via UDP-galactose, Leloir pathway
Cellular component (GO): cytosol
Molecular function (GO): UDP-glucose 4-epimerase activity
Source: RefSeq, a predicted model, not a curated record